Cyclopterus lumpus (lumpfish) is the source of this 1359-nucleotide messenger RNA. It is a transcript of the gene pdgfrl, whose product is annotated as platelet-derived growth factor receptor-like. Bases 125 to 1225 code for a protein of 366 amino acids. The record is from RefSeq and is a predicted model, not a curated record. NCBI's taxonomy places the organism in Eukaryota, Metazoa, Chordata, Actinopteri, Perciformes, Cyclopteridae. The transcript is spliced from 6 exons.
AUUCUGUGAGGAGGAUGGAGCUGGAAAUCUAGACAGGGCAGCCGGAGCCUGAAGAGUUCCUACUGAGAAAAACUCCCCGACUCUCUCCGUCCCAGCAGAGCACGCCAUCCCGUCAGCACACAGCAUGAAGCUCUGGGUCGGGCUUUGCCUGGCACUGCUCUGGGUGGAGCUCCAACACGGGGCCUGCCAGCAGGUCAAGCGGAGAAAGGACAUAGGAGAGAACCGCAUCCGUCCGGGGGGGAAGCGGGUGAAGGUGCGACCGGCCAAACCAAAAGAUGGCGGAGGGAAAGGCCAGUCCCUGCUGACCCAAGUUUUAGACAAGGGCCGCUUCCUGCGCCCGGGCCCAAUCUCCACUCUGGCCCCCGGGAGGAACAUGGAGCUGCGCUGCAAGGGCAAUUCUAUCGGAUGGUCGUACCCGUCCCACCUGGACACCUUCAACGACUCGCGCCUCAGCAUCAAGCCCAGUGACAAGUACGGCCAGCUGAUCCUGACAUCGCCCUCUGCUGCCGACACGGGGCCCUACAGCUGCUGGGUGAUCGUGUGUGACGGCUCGGAGUGCGAGAGAGACCACGAGCGCACCUACGUCUCAUACAUCUAUUUCACAGACAAAGACAACCUCUUCGUUCCUUCUGCCAUCCACUUCGAGAUCGUGUACUUGCGCCCGGACCGGCCCGCCGUGGUGCCCUGCCGUGUGACCGACCCGCGGGCCAAGGUGUCCCUGCACAGAGAGGUCCCCCCGGAGGAGAUCGCAGCCAACGGGACGCAGGUGACCUACGACCCCACCAAGGGGUUUGUCCUGCAGAACCCCAGCCCGGAGUACCGGGGAGUCUUCUACUGCAAGGCCGUGACCAAGGGCACCCCUCAGAUCUCCACCAAGUACCAGCUGCUCUACGUGGAGGUUCCGAGUGGGCCACCGUUUGUGGGCCUGGAAGCCUCUCCGGAGUCAGUGGGUGGAGGCGACAACGUCAACGUGACCUGCAGCGUGCUGGGGGAGCCGGAGGUGGACGUGAGCUUCACCUGGUCUUAUCCUGGUCAGGGCCGUCGCCCGGUUCAGACCCAGACCUCCUGGAGGCUUGUCAACAGAGGAAUGAGCCACACCACGCGGAUCUCCCAGAGCGUCUUGACUUUAGAAGACAUGGAGACCAUUGACUUUGGAAACUACAUCUGCAAAGCCAAGAACCAGAACGGAGAGACCAUCGUGACGACCAGCAUCGUGUCCAACUAGCCCCGGCAGCGGCGCCCGUGUCGAGAUGGAACGGGAACACACCAACCAGGGAGACCCGAUGGAAUCGACGCGUGUGUGUACAUAACAAUGGGUGUAUUUUUAGAUUGCGAUGACAUAAUAAAAAGAUUUGCUAC